AUGAACUAUAGCGCGCCGGUAGCAGCAGCAGCAGCGAACCUCUCGCGCAGUGGCUCGUGCAGACAGGACCUGUGGGUGCGCUCCGCAUCCCCGCACGUCUCCGCGCUCAUGUUCGCGGCCGGGGUGCUCGGGAACGCGGCCGCGCUCGUGCUGCUCGAGGUGCGGCGCCGGAGCAAGAAGAAGAAGCGCAGCUACUCCGCGCCGUCGGGUUCGAACCUGUUCCAGGUGCUGCUCACCGCGCUGCUCGUGACCGACCUGCUGGGCACGUGCUCGGUCAGCCCGCUGGUGAUGGCGGCGUACGCGAGGAACGAGUCCCUGCGCGCGCUGGGUGGAGUCGGCGCGGGCGACGGUGACGGUGCCAUCGGGGCCGCGUGCGCGCACUUCGGGCUCGCGAUGACCUUCUUCAGCCUGGUGACGCUGGCCGUGCUCACGUGCAUGGCGCUCGAGCGCUGCGUGUCCAUCGCGCGACCCUACUUCUACGAGCGGCACCUGGGCGCGCGCUGCGGGUACCUGGCGCUCGCGCUGGUCUACGCCCUGGGCGCGCUCUUCAGCGUGGCGCCGUUCGUGCUCGGUUUCCGCGCCUUCGCGCAGUACUGCCCGGGCACGUGGUGCUUCGUGGACAUGGUUUCGUCCCAGCCCGCGCACCGCGUGUACAAGAACGUGUACGCCACGUGCCUGCUGGUCAUGAUCGCGUGCACCGUGCUGUGCAACGCGUCCGUCAUCUACCACCUGGUGCUGAUGUACCGGAGGCGCGGGCUGCACCGGGAGUCGCUGCGCAGGUUCCAGGGCUCCAGGUGCCGGAGGUCGCUGUCCCAGGAGCUGGAGUACCUGGUACUGCUGGCAUUCAUGACUAUCACCUUCCUCGUCUGCUCUCUCCCGCUGGUGAUCCGCUUGUACAACAGCUCCUUCAGUACGAACCGGAACAUGGACCUGACGGCUCUGCUGCUCCUCUCCGUGAACCCCAUCAUCGACCCGUGGGUCUUCAUCAUCCUCAGCCCUCCUGUCCCGCGCCUCCUCUGGGGGGCGCUCUGCAAAGCUCUGAGAUCUCCGCCCAGAGAGGAGAAGGUUCCUUCAUCUCCGUCUGACCUCUCACAGGAUGGUAUAGCGCUGCAGACCUGAGGAGCGUCUCAGACACGUCAUGAU
Trichomycterus rosablanca is the source of this 1143-nucleotide messenger RNA. RefSeq names its product prostaglandin E receptor 2b (subtype EP2) (gene ptger2b). Gene Ontology annotation, molecular function: prostaglandin E receptor activity. The record is from RefSeq and is a predicted model, not a curated record. The transcript is spliced from 2 exons. Gene Ontology annotation, biological process: cellular response to prostaglandin E stimulus; adenylate cyclase-activating G protein-coupled receptor signaling pathway; positive regulation of cytosolic calcium ion concentration. Gene Ontology annotation, cellular component: plasma membrane. Lineage: Eukaryota; Metazoa; Chordata; Actinopteri; Siluriformes; Trichomycteridae. Bases 1 to 1119 code for a protein of 372 amino acids.